UAGCUUGACGCUGCAGACAGCGAGACAGGGAUAUCCGCCGGGAAGCAGACAGACAGAUUGCGUGCUUGAGGAGUGUUUGUCGGGCACAGCGAGGCGAAAACCAUGGGAGUGGAAAUCGAGACAAUCACCCCUGGCGACGGAAGGACUUUCCCCAAAAAAGGGCAGACGUGUGUGGUGCAUUAUGUUGGAUCCCUGACAAACGGACACAUAUUUGACUCAUCCCGCGAUCGGGACAAGCCCUUCAAGUUCAAGAUCGGCAAACAGGAAGUCAUCCGAGGCUGGGAAGAAGGUGUCGUGCAAAUGAGCGUCGGCCAAAGAGCCAAGCUGACCUGCACGUCAGACUACGCCUAUGGAAUCAAAGGUCACCCCGGCAUCAUCCCUCCCAACGCCACCCUCAUCUUUGACGUGGAGCUGCUAGGACUAGAAUGAUUUUAACCAACCUCGUCCACAUUUUUUUGUGUUUGUGUGACUUCCUCCCUGUGACUUGGAGAGAACCAGGAGAGUCUGCACUUGAUUCUAUAAAAGGCUUGAGUCCAUAGUUCCACUACAUUCUUGGUUAUUACUUCAUGUAAAUGUGUCAUUCAUGACUGCUACUGUCCGUCAUAUUCCGCCCCCCCAUCCUGUGUGACAUAACCUCAACGAAGCUAUCUUGUUUUGGAAAGUGCGCUUUACAUCUCUUUGUGUUUUUCUUUGUGCAUGGUUACGCUAAGAAGUGCAAAAAGACCAAUGAACCACUCAGAGUUUACCCUACUUGCUAGCGAGCUGGUGCAUGAAGGGUUUGCAGAUAAAAAGAUAUGAAAAGCACAAUUUGUAUGUUAACCCUUCCAGCUCUCAUGAAAUGUUUGGAUGGCCUCAUGUGUGAGGAGCAUUGGCUUCUAGGAGAACUAACUGUACAUAGUUGGAACAUGUGCCUCAGUGGUGAGCAGACACAUGGCUAGAACCUGUCCCUCUCUGCAUGUUCUCCAGCAGGAACCCCAGUGUACGGAAAGCUUUGCAUCCCAUCUGCAUUACUGUCUGCUUUGUUAACUCACCCUGCCGAGUCUUUAAACCCCAUUUAAAGCCAUACACAGGUCGAACAGUGCAAAGACCGGAUUCGCAACAUACAUUCUUUUCGCCGAGAAAAGAGGAAAUACUUGAAAUUUACACGAUGAAAAGAGCGUUGAGGAGUCAAGCAAAUUGUGCCCUCAAAUUAUUUUGUCUAACAGCUCCAAUCACGUAUUUUUCAGAUGCCAACUUUGUAUCUGUGAGAAGAUUCCGUUGGUUUUUGGUUUUUUUCUGUUUUGUUUUUGUUUCCUCCUGUCAGUGAAGUACCACGCGCUGCCUAUACCUGACGCGUGUGCUGUGGCAGGGCACGCUGACAGAGACAUGAGUGGUUUUCUAUCUCAAAAUAAAGUUUUAAAUGGAGUUUAAAUGAAUGAAAAUGCUAGCCUGACUGUCAGAUGUCGAUCAUGGUUGUUGAUUUUUCAAAUAUUGGCUGAGCUGCAGCUGGUGGCAGCAGUCCUCGUCUGUACUGUGUAGAUAUGUGCUGAUAUGUUAGUGUAUGCAGGCUAAACCAAUGAUGACAUACUGUAUUUAAAAUAAAUGACGUGCUCUCCACCGCCUUCUCUUU
Synchiropus splendidus (mandarinfish) is the source of this 1609-nucleotide messenger RNA. RefSeq names its product FKBP prolyl isomerase 1Ab (gene fkbp1ab). Gene Ontology annotation, molecular function: peptidyl-prolyl cis-trans isomerase activity. The record is from RefSeq and is a predicted model, not a curated record. The coding region runs from base 103 to 429 and encodes 108 amino acids. The transcript is spliced from 5 exons. NCBI's taxonomy places the organism in Eukaryota, Metazoa, Chordata, Actinopteri, Syngnathiformes, Callionymidae.